AUAAACUUAAGUUAUGAACUUACAUCGAUAUUUAACUGAAUUUAGUUUUAUAAUUAGGUUUACAUAUGUUAUGUUUGAUUUUGUGAAUACGUAUUACAGAUAAUGAUACAUAUUAGACAUAUACAUAAAAAGAGGGAUAAUGUAUUCUAGCAUAUUUUGUUAAGCAGUCUAAUUAAGUUUUCGAUCUACUGAUAAUAUAUAUCACUGGAAUACUUGAUUGUAUUAUUACAAUUCGCGGGGGUUAGCUACGAAAGCUGUUGCGUAGGAAGAGCGACAGGGUGUUGAGUAAGUAAAUGGUACGGGUAGAAUCAAGGAAAGCUAGCAACUAAAGUAAUGAGCAAGGGUGAAAGAGAGAGAGAGAGAGAGAGAGCUCGCGCGCGCGCGAGAGAGAGAGAGAGAGAGAGAGAAAGAGAGCGAUAGCGUGGGAGGGGAGGCUCGUGCGCCGGCGAGCAAAUCGUGUGUCAGACUCGUGGCAGAGGGGUCAGCGCGAGAGAAAGAACGACACGAACCGAACAUUUUCUGGACUUAGCGGGAACGUGAUAUAUCCGCGGAAGGAUGAACGACAUGGAAGCUUACGGGGAUGGAUACAUGGAGCCCGAAGAAGAAUGGGAGAGGGAAGGUCUUUUGGACCCAGCUUGGGAAAAACAGCAGAAAAAGACAUUCACAGCAUGGUGCAAUUCGCACCUUCGCAAAGCUGGAACCGCUAUCGAAUCGAUCGAAGAAGACUUUAGAAAUGGACUGAAAUUAAUGUUACUACUUGAAGUAAUUUCUGGCGAAACUCUGCCAAGACCAGACAGAGGCAAAAUGAGGUUCCACAAGAUCGCGAAUGUGAAUAAAGCUCUUGAUUACAUUGCCAGUAAAGGUGUAAAAUUAGUUUCUAUCGGAGCAGAGGAAAUCGUGGAUGGCAACUUGAAGAUGACAUUGGGCAUGAUCUGGACCAUCAUUUUGAGAUUUGCUAUUCAAGACAUUUCUGUGGAAGAAAUGACUGCUAAAGAGGGUCUUUUGCUGUGGUGUCAACGUAAAACUGCACCGUAUAAAAAUGUCAAUGUUCAAAACUUCCAUCUAUCCUUCAAGGAUGGUUUGGCGUUUUGCGCUCUCAUUCAUCGUCAUCGCCCUGAUUUGAUUGAUUACAAUAAACUUAGCAAGGAUAAUCCUUUAGAAAAUUUGAACACUGCCUUUGAUGUUGCUGAAAAGUAUCUCGACAUUCCUCGUAUGUUAGAUCCCGAUGAUUUGAUCAACACACCCAAGCCAGAUGAGCGUGCAAUCAUGACGUACGUGUCCUGCUACUACCAUGCGUUCCAAGGUGCUCAGCAGGCAGAGACUGCCGCAAACAGAAUAUGUAAAGUUCUAAAAGUGAAUCAAGAAAAUGAGAGACUCAUGGAAGAAUACGAACGACUGGCAUCUGAUUUACUGGAAUGGAUAAGACGAACCAUGCCUUGGUUGGCUAGUCGUCAGACCGAUAAUUCCCUUGCCGGUUGUCAGAAAAAAUUAGAAGAAUAUAGAACGUACCGUCGUAAGCAUAAACCACCGCGAGUUGAGCAAAAAGCCAAACUCGAAACGAAUUUUAACACUUUACAAACGAAACUGCGACUCAGCAAUCGACCUGCUUAUAUGCCAACUGAAGGAAAAAUGGUAUCCGAUAUAAAUAAGGCUUGGAAAGGUUUAGAGUUGGCAGAGAAGUCAUUCGAAGAAUGGCUCUUGUCGGAAAUGAUGCGUCUCGAGCGUUUGGAACAUUUGGCUCAGAAAUUUAAACAUAAAGCUGAUGCUCAUGAAGAAUGGACUGCAGGAAAGGAAGAGAUGCUCACAUCACAACAUUUCCGACAGUGCAAACUCAAUGAACUCAAAGCUUUGAAGAAAAAGCAUGAAGCUUUCGAAUCUGAUCUUGCGGCGCAUCAGGAUCGCGUGGAACAGAUAGCUGCCAUUGCUCAGGAGCUCAAUACCUUGGAGUAUCACGAUAGUGCGUCCGUUAAUGCUAGAUGUCAACGAAUUUGCGACCAAUGGGAUCGCUUGGGUACUCUUACCCAACGUAGACGUCAGGCGUUAGAUGAGGCCGAACGUAUUCUUGAAAAGAUCGACGUCCUACAUUUGGAAUUCGCUAAACGAGCUGCUCCGUUCAAUAAUUGGUUGGAUGGAACCAGGGAAGAUCUAGUAGAUAUGUUUAUCGUUCAUACGAUGGAGGAAAUCCAAGGUUUAAUGGAUGCUCAUGCUGCGUUUAAAGCAACUCUUGGAGAAGCUGAUAAAGAAUACAAUGCUAUUGUGGGAUUAGUGCGUGAAGUUGAAUCAACAGUCAAACAGUUCCAAAUUCCGGGAGGUCUUGAAAAUCCGUACACUACUCUCACUGCUUUGGACCUUACGAAGAAAUGGAGCGAUGUCAGACAACUUGUACCUCAGCGUGACGGUACACUGCAAGCGGAACUUCGCAAACAACAGAAUAAUGAAUUACUUCGACGACAGUUUGCUGAGAAAGCUAAUGCCGUUGGUCCGUGGAUAGAACGUCAACUAGACGCAGUUACAGCUAUUGGUCUCGGUCUUCAGGGUACUUUGGAAGAUCAAUUACAUCGUCUGAAGGAAUAUGAACAAGCGGUUUAUCAAUACAAAGCUCAUCUUGAAGAACUGGAGAAGAUUCACCAAGCUGUCCAAGAAGGCAUGAUAUUUGAGAACCGAUACACUCAAUAUACGAUGGAAACUUUACGAGUUGGAUGGGAACAAUUACUUACUUCGAUAAAUCGUAACAUUAAUGAAGUCGAAAACCAAAUUCUUACUAGAGAUUCGAAGGGUAUUACGCAAGAACAACUUAAUGAAUUUCGUAGUAGUUUCAAUCAUUUUGACAAGAACCGUACAGGUAGAUUGGCUCCUGAUGAAUUCAAAUCUUGUCUUGUUUCUCUGGGUUAUUCCAUUGGAAAGGAUAGGCAAGGUGACAUCGAUUUCCAGCGUAUUCUGGCUAUUGUUGAUCCAAAUAAUUCUGGUUACGUACAUUUCGAUGCGUUCCUAGACUUUAUGACUCGCGAAUCUACAGAUACAGACACAGCCGAGCAAGUAAUCGAUAGUUUCCGUAUACUUGCUGGAGACAAGCCAUACAUUUUGGCCGACGAACUGAGGAGAGAAUUGCCACCUGAUCAGGCUGAAUACUGUAUUCAGCGAAUGCCUCCAUACAAGGGACCGAAUGCAAUCCCUGGAGCAUUGGAUUAUCGUUCAUUCUCUACUGCUCUAUACGGUGAAUCAGAUUUGUAAGGAUGCAUAUCAAAAAUCAUGAAAACUUUUUGGACGAUUUCCAUUUUAAAAAGCACAUGAAAUGUUAUUUGAAACGUAUGUCGCACGUUUUGGUACUCUAACGCAUCUUUAUAAAUUGAGAAUCUCAACGCGAUCAAAGAAUCAUUGACUAGCCUCAAGAAAUAUAGUAUAAUAUUCGGAGCGUUUGGGAUGAAAAGGCUCUAAUACGUUUAUACGUGUCACGAGUUAGCAAUUUUUUAUUCGUGAUAUUUUUUUAACGUAAAGGAACCUGAGAGCUAUACCGAUAAAUUUUGAUACACUGAUAUUUGCUAAGAUGUCUAUUCUCUAUCGUUAUCACGAGAUGAAAUUGACGUAUAGCGCUCGAUGAAGAUGGUCCGUACUUAAAUAAGUCUGUACAGUGACAAUAAAUAUACACAAUUUAGAUACCUUGACGUUAAAAGAGUAGCACAAUCGAAUACAACAGAUUCUUCUAGAACGUUUGCUUCUUGCCUAUGUCUACGGUGAGUCCUAUAAUUAGUAAGUUAAUGUUUCAAUUGUAUAUAAACAUGUCCGAGAAGUCACACGAGUACCAAUAAUAGAGAGAAUAAUAAGCAUUUCCUUUCCGUAAACGUUCCAGAAAAGGAGAGGAUAAUAUAGUUCCAUAAAUGAUUAAUAUGUUAAAAUGGAAAACGUGAUUAAACGGUUUAUUACGUACAAUUUUCGCAUGCAUCGAUAUUGCAGUCGUACAUACUGUUCAAAAAAUAUUCCAUUUUAUUGGGAGUAUUUGUAUAUUUUUGAAAAAGCUGUUUAAAUCGUAUCAUACAAAAAAUAGCUUCAUUUUUCCUUGGAAAGAAAAGUUUGAUUUGUCUAAACGAGAUGAUUGUUUCAGUUGAAAAACUAAAUAUGAGUAUCUCACAGUUCUUAUUCAUAUAUAAUCCAGCAGGAGAUGAUGGGAUUUUUUAUAAAAUAAGCUUUGGAAAGAAACAGUUACUCAGAUUCAAAAGUAAGGCGCAAAUCGAUGUUCAUAAAAUAUGCGAAAAUUCAUAAUGUGUGUAUAAAUUAAUAAUAUUAACGAUAUAAACGAAUAUUUGGAAAUUCGUACAUACGUACGAAACGACUUUCUCGCUAAGAAUCCAGAAAAUACUACGCUCGAAAUCGAACACAACGUUCAUAUUUUUUUAUAAUAAGCGGCAUAACGAAUUCUUAACGAAAGAGGGGGGGGGGCCGCUUUUACAUUUCGUAAAUCGUAUAUUAAAUAAUAAUGCGAAACGAUGCUAAAGAAAGCAAAUUAUUUAUUUAUUUGAAUUAAACGAUUAUUUAUUAUUGUUCCGAUAAUUAAUUAUGGUAGUAAAACAAAGCCACUUUUUCAAAGUAUUUAUUUUUAUAAAUAUUUGACAGAAGUGAUAAAUGAAAGGCCAAUGUAAUAUAAGACCCAUUAUGUAAAAUUUUCAAAUAGCAACCGCCAUUCUUUGUGUCAUGUUUAUUAGAUCACAAUUUAUAUUCAGCAGUCUAAAUAUCAUUUUGUCGAAUCAUUGUUAUUUAAGGUCAUGGAAGACGCUCGUGUGUGAAAUGCAAUUACUUAUUCGAGAGGAGAAAAAAGUACUGUGACGUUUUUUGCUUUGAACUAGUGCUUCUUUAAUAUGUAUCUUAACGCGUUUUACGAGUUCACUUUAAUUCCUCUUACAUUUAUUUUUGUUAAAAAAUAAAAUUAUUAUUGGGCUUUUUAUAGAAAUGAACAACAUAAAAAGAACUGGGGAGAUCUACUGAACAGUAUAUACUGAGGCAUAUAUAUAUAAAUACACAGACACACAUGCACACGCGCACGCACACGACAUACAUACACAGAAGGUUGAGAUUAUGAACAUUCAUUUUGAUAUCGAAACAUAAUGAAUCUGUAACAAGUACAUAUGUGUUCAAUGUAUGUAUAGCCGAAAGAAAUAGUUUUGAAAAUCAAAUUGUUCGAUGCGUUCAUAUCGUAUUGUGUAUACGUAUACAUUCUCAUUAAUAAUCACAUAUAUGUAUAAUUAUAAUUCUUAUAAUUUUAAAUCAUUUAAUGUAACUUCUACAAUCUUAAUUCGAUCUACACAUCAGUUGGACAAUCGUAUCGUAUUGCAUAUUACACUUGUCAACUAUUCUACCUAUUUUUGUUUUAUCAGUUCCAUCUUCCUCAGCUAGUUUAAUAACAAAAAGCAUUGUAAAAUCAAACUAUGAGAAAAUAAAAAAUGGUCUUUAAAGAGAGAAAGAGAGGGAGAGAAAGAGAGCGAAAGAGAGAGAGAGAGAGAGAGAUAGAGAGAGAGAUAGAGAGAGAGAAAGAAGACCGUUCAAGUUUUGUAUCAAAAAUAAAGCGACAAGAUUGGGUAGUUAUUUUUAACGUAUCCUAAUAUGCGUCAUAUCAAGUGGGCGAUAUAACAAAGGCUAUUUAAAUAAAAAUUUCUAACAGUGUGGUUAAAAAUGAAUGCUUUUAUUCCAAACGUAAAACUUAUUAUAUAUGUAAUUCCGAUUCAACGUUUUUGAUCGAGUGCAAAGAGUUUUACAAGUACAUGUAUUUUACAAAGAUACACUUUAUUAAGUUUCUCGGUACUACAUGUACUAACGCUUAAGUUAUUUCAUCGAUACGCCAUGCAAUAAAGUAAACUAGAUCUAUGUAUAUACAAUAACUAUAAUAUUUACAGACAAAUUUUUAACUAUAAUAUCACCACGCUUCGUUUCCGUUAGAUAUGGCUACAUGCGUUUGUAAAAAUUCAGCCGAAUCUUUCUUGUUCGUUGUAUAAUGAAUUGGUCAUGAUUUAGUUUAAAUAUGAAUUAAAAAUUACUUUAUGUCUGA
Bombus huntii is the source of this 6034-nucleotide messenger RNA. It is a transcript of the gene Actn, whose product is annotated as alpha-actinin, sarcomeric. The transcript has 11 exons. The coding region runs from base 556 to 3231 and encodes 891 amino acids. Gene Ontology annotation, molecular function: actin filament binding; calcium ion binding. The record is from RefSeq and is a predicted model, not a curated record. Lineage: Eukaryota; Metazoa; Arthropoda; Insecta; Hymenoptera; Apidae. Gene Ontology annotation, cellular component: plasma membrane; cell junction; Z disc. Gene Ontology annotation, biological process: actin cytoskeleton organization; muscle cell development.